This is a messenger RNA of Prunus persica (peach), 402 nucleotides long. RefSeq names its product BURP domain protein RD22. NCBI's taxonomy places the organism in Eukaryota, Viridiplantae, Streptophyta, Magnoliopsida, Rosales, Rosaceae. The transcript has 4 exons. The record is from RefSeq and is a predicted model, not a curated record. The coding region runs from base 1 to 402 and encodes 133 amino acids.
AUGACUGUUAUGCACAGUACCAGCUGGAUGCUUUCCAUCAAAAGCCAGCUCCGACUUUCUUUAAUUUCAGUCCUAACGGGGUUUCAUCUUCCACUCAUCUUUGCUCUUCUCAGUCUAGCAGCGGUGGCACUGGCAAACCAUGCUGCUCAACCAGCACCUCAACUUUACUGGAACUCCGUCCUGCCAAACACACAAAUGCCAAGAGCUAUCAGUGAACUUCUGCAUCCUGACUCCACAAACGAAGAAAAGAGCACAAAUGUCAUGAAUGCUGUUGGGAAUGGAAAGCCAAUUGACCACAAGGGCAACCUGAAAAUACUGUACUACCACAGCUUGCACGACGCCCAUUUUCUUACAAGAGUGAUGAUCGUCCCACUGACAAUCAACUCCAUUAUAAAAACGUAG